GGCGCGAGGACCCUGGCCCCUGUGUGCCGGGUGGGUUGUUUUCAGGAUAUUUUCCAUGUGUAGCAUGCGUGCCUCAGUUUCCCCGAGGUGCUGCUCGAAGAACGAGGGGGCGGGGCAGGCAUCUGUGUAGAAGGCUCCAGAGAUCCAAGGAAACUGAGACCCCGUCCCAUCUCCCCCUUCCCUGCCCACCCCAUGGCACCCCACCAGCCCUGGCUGCUGCUCCUCCUGCUGGCCUGGCCACCCCCGGGCUCCUCCGAGACCCACUAUCAGCCUGGGGACCCCGUUGUGCUCUACGUCAACAAGGUGGGACCCUACCACAACCCUCAGGAGACCUACCACUACUACCAGCUGCCCGUGUGUUCUCCGGAAAAGAUCCGUCACAAGAGCCUGAGCCUCGGGGAGGUCCUGGACGGGGACCGCAUGGCCGAGUCCAUGUAUCAGAUCCGCUUCCGAGAGAGCGUCGAGAAGACGGUCCUGUGCGUGAAGACGCUCACGCUGGAUCAGGUGGAGCGCCUGCGGCAGGCCAUUGAGGAGCUGUACUACUUUGAGUUCGUGGUGGACGACAUCCCGCUGCGAGGGUUCGUGGGGUACAUGGAGGAGAGCGGCUUUCUGCCCCACAGCCACAAGAUCGGGCUGUGGACCCACCUGGACUUCCACCUGGAGUGGAAUGGCGACCGCAUCAUCUACGCCAAUGUCAGCGUGCGGGACGUCAAGCCGCACAGCCUGGAUGACGUCCAUGGGCCUGGGCCCCUCUCCCUGACCUACACCUACAGUGUCCGCUGGUCUGAGACGGCCUCGGAGCGGCGGGGGGAGCGGCGGGGCCGGGGGGAUGAUGGGGGCUUCUUCCCCCGCACCCUGGAGAUCCACUGGCUCUCCAUCAUCAACUCCAUGGUGCUGGUCUUUCUUCUGGUGGGCUUCGUGGUGGUCAUCCUCAUGCGGGUGCUGAAGAACGACCUGGCCCGGUACAACCUGGACGAAGAAGCUUCCUCCUCCUCCGGGGACGACUUCGACCAGGGCGACAACGGCUGGAAGAUCAUCCACACCGAUGUCUUCCGCUUCCCGCCCUGCCGCAGCCUCCUCUGCGCCGUCCUGGGCGUGGGCAGCCAGUUCCUGGCACUAGGCACCGGCAUCAUCGCCAUGGCCCUGCUGGGCAUGUUCAACGUCCACCGGCACGGCGCCAUCAACUCCGCCGCCAUCCUGCUCUACGCCCUGACCUGCUGCAUCUCCGGCUACGUCUCCAGCAACUUCUACCGGCAGGUCGGGGGCGAGCGCUGGGUCUGGAACAUCGUGUUGACCACCAGCCUCUUCUCCGCCCCCUUCUUCGUGACGUGGAGCGUGGUGAACUCGGUGCACUGGGCCAAUGGCUCGACGCAGGCCCUGCCGGCCACCACCAUCCUGCUGCUGCUGACGGUCUGGCUGCUGGUGGGCUUCCCCCUCACCGUUAUCGGGGGCAUCUUCGGCAAGAACCGGGCCGGCCCCUUCGACGCACCCUGCCGCACCAAGAACAUCGCCCGCGAGAUCCCACCACAGCCCUGGUACAAGGCCACGCUGGUGCACAUGACCAUCGGGGGCUUCCUGCCCUUCAGUGCCAUCUCUGUGGAGCUCUACUACAUCUUUGCCACAGUGUGGGGCCGGGAGCAGUACACCCUCUACGGCAUCCUCUUCUUCGUCUUCGCCAUCUUGCUGAGCGUAGGCGCCUGCAUCUCCAUCGCCCUCACCUACUUCCAGCUCUCGGGCGAGGACUACCGCUGGUGGUGGCGCUCAGUGCUCAGCGCCGGCUCCACCGGCGUCUUCAUCUUCCUCUACUCCGUCUUCUACUACUCGCGCCGCUCCAACAUGUCGGGUGCGGUGCAGACCGUGGAGUUCUUCGGCUACUCCCUUCUCACCGGCUACGUCUUCUUCCUCAUGUUGGGCACCGUCUCCUUCUUCGCCUCGCUCAAGUUUAUCCGCUACAUCUACGUCAACCUCAAGAUGGACUGAGGGACCCUCUCCAGUUGGCCAUGGUGGCUGGCCAACUGGUGGGCACGGUUAAAUAUGACUUCCCUUAAAGAUCUCUCUCAUUGGCUGGGGCUUCUGUGGAGUUCCCUUCCCAUUGGCCACGAUGCUUGGCCAGCUGGUGGAUAAAGAUGGCGCUCUUAAAGAUCUCUUCUCUCAUUGGCUGUAAUGUCUGGCCAGUCAGCAGCUAUGGAUCCUCCAAAGAGCUCCCCUUCCAUUGGCUGGGACUGUUAAAGAGCUCCCCUCCCAUUGACCAGGAUGUUCAGCCAAUUGGCCGGCAUGGCAAAAGAUGGCAACCCUAAAAAGCACCCCUCCCAUUGACUGGGACCAUUAAGGAUCUUACCCUCCUAUUGGCUGAAAUGUCUGGCCAGUCACAGGGCACCAUUAAAGUUUGCCCCACCUCCCUCAUUGCCCUUCAUUGGGUAGGAUGAUCAGCUAACUGACCAGUUCACUGCCAGUGGGUGGGCCGGGAUGGGGGACCAGCUACUCCACUCCUAUUGGUCAGGAUAACUGGCCAAUCAGGUGAUGGGAAUGGACUGACUGGCCAAGGGCGGGGCCAGUCCGACAGAUCAAGACUCACCCCUUGAGGGGGGAGGGGGCAAGGUGUCCAGUUCCCUGGAUCCCCGUGAGAUUCCCUCAGGGGGUAAAGCUUGGAAGUGGAUCCCUCCCAAAGGGGGAGGCACAGGCAGAUCCCAUGUGGGGCUGCAAGUAGAUCCCCAUGUGAGAUCCCUGCAUGUGGUUAGGGCAGAUUGUGGAUCCCUGGCAGAUCUGCUGGAUCCAUGUGGGGUUGAGAGUGGAUCCAUUGUGGAAGCGAAUCCCCUGCAGUCAGCUGGCUCCCCUCUUGGGGAUGGGCCCCUACAGAUAGCUGGAUCCCCCGGUAGGAUGCUAGCAGAGGGAGGCCAAAUUCCUUGUGGGGCUGGGAGCACAUCCUAUGAUGAGAUCCCUGGUGGGGAGGAGUAGAUCCACUAUGGGCAAUUGGCUGGAUCCCUGGAGGCUUCCCCAGAUCAACUGGAUCCCACAUGGGGCUGGAAGUAGAUCCCUCCCAUGGCAAGCAGGAUUGCCUAGUAAGAUCUCCUCUUGGUGGCACAGAUCACAGGGAGGUCAGGAUCUAGUGGAGAGCGGAUCCCAUGUAGGGCUGGCAAAGUGUCCCAGAGACCUCAGCGGGGAGGGGCUAUACCCCGCAACCCCCCACCCCCAUUGCUGGCUGCGUGCAGACAUCUGUAGUGCUAUU
This is a messenger RNA of Mauremys reevesii (Reeves's turtle), 3226 nucleotides long. RefSeq names its product transmembrane 9 superfamily member 1 (gene TM9SF1). NCBI's taxonomy places the organism in Eukaryota, Metazoa, Chordata, Testudines, Geoemydidae. Gene Ontology annotation, biological process: protein localization to membrane. The transcript has 5 exons. The coding region runs from base 193 to 1980 and encodes 595 amino acids. The record is from RefSeq and is a predicted model, not a curated record. Gene Ontology annotation, cellular component: membrane.